This is a messenger RNA of Mizuhopecten yessoensis (Yesso scallop), 4974 nucleotides long. RefSeq lists its product as uncharacterized. The record is from RefSeq and is a predicted model, not a curated record. Bases 217 to 4401 code for a protein of 1394 amino acids. Lineage: Eukaryota; Metazoa; Mollusca; Bivalvia; Pectinida; Pectinidae. The transcript has 11 exons. Gene Ontology annotation, cellular component: SCF ubiquitin ligase complex. Gene Ontology annotation, biological process: SCF-dependent proteasomal ubiquitin-dependent protein catabolic process.
CCGUAAUAUACACAUAACUGUAUAAACAUCAUGGCGGAUAACUCAAGGAAUGUUUUCACCUGUCACAUCGAUAACUACAGCAGGACCAUAUAUAUCCCAGAAACCUGAGGAAAACAACACGAUGAGUUUGUACCCGAGUAUACGUCCCUUCAGCCAUUUGAAAAUUAUUUAUCAGACAUGAUCAACCAACCUGUACAUUGACCACAAACAACCAAAAUGGCCAACGUUGUUCCAUUGAAGUUCACGGCCAAGUUGAUCUGCAUACAGACAUUACUUGACCUUUCGGGUGAUGGCGACAGAGAAGCAGCACAGAUGAUGCUCAAGCAGCUCCAAACAGGACGCUACACAGCUGUGUCAUGUGGUCUGCUCCGACGUCUUGUCGACAGACAUCCCGCCAAAGUGACAAAUAGUAUCUUAUCUGCGUUGGCAUCGACACAUUUACGGGAGUUGAAACUCAAGAAAUGUAAAUAUGUAUCAUUUACAGGCUUGAAGAAUGUUCUUGAAACGUGUCCCCUGGUCACUAAACUUGACCUGUCCGAAUGUGACCAGUUUUCCCAGCCCGAGGUGUUCCAUAUAACGUCGUUCCUGCGACCAGGGAUCACAUCCCUGAGUCUAGAGAACUGUCUGACGGUGAACAACACUGUAGUACAGAGUAUUCUGUUGUACAUGAAGACCCUACAACACCUUAACCUGGCAAGUUGCUCCAAACUGACAGAUACUGUUUUCCUCCUCAAUGAGAAUCUACAACUUCAAAGGGAGACUUUUGGACAGAUGAGUCAGGACCGCUAUGAUUGUGCCCUGAUUAGUGUGGACAUCUCCUGUACGACACUGACCAGUACAGCGGUCAGACAUCUGGCCACACUGACCGGACCAACCCUCAAACACGUCAAUAUCUCGUGGACAGCGGCAGACACCUUGGCCUUGCUUUAUCUGUCGGGAUAUGGUCGUCCCGCUAUUGUCCAUCUCACCCUCUCUGACCCAGACAGUGACCUGGAUGGUCCACUUAAGCAAUCUUUGCUGGAGUUAAAGAACACGCUGAACCAGCUCAAGUUGGGCAUGUUGAGGAGAGAGAGAUCACGGAAGGGUAACUAUGUUGAUAUCCCUUUCAAUGAAACCACUGAUAGAGUCUCAUUAACAUCCAGUGACCCUCAGCUGGAGGUCAGAGCCUCACCGUCAUCUAGUAAAGGUCAUCCAGGGGUCACAGCCUCACUUUCGUCUACCAACACUGAUCCAGAGGCGGAAGUCUUUCUCUUAUCAAAGAACACAUGCUCAGAGAUCAGUGGCAAGAUGAAAACACCAUCACAGCCUCGUGAUUUACAAAACAAUGACAAAGCAUUUAAAUAUGAGGAUGAUCCAGAAGCUGGUCAUCAUCUUCAGAGUUCUGACAUUGGAGCUGGUGUUAAUGUUAGUGAGUGGUUUCCCUCGGUGAACAUAAAUGGAGUGAAAGCUGAAUCUGGUGACAACAGGUUACCAGAGAAGAGUUUUCUGAACAUCCUUGAGGAGGCCAGUGAGUCUGACGGUUCUGUGGACUCUACAAUGGAGGAGGGCGAGGACAGUGAUACCGGGGGAAGUGUGCAAAGUGACGAAAUAUUGUCAGAGAUUGAAACAAAUGGACAUGUAGACAGUGUAAUGGGACACUUAAUUGGUGGAAAUUGUGUGAAGGCUCUAGCAUCUGAUGUGACAGUAGGUUUGAUUGGUGGAUCUAGUGCCAAAGGUCAGACUUCUGAUGAAAAAGUACAUUUGAUAGGUGGAACUGAUGCUGAGGGUCAGACGUCUGAUGAAACGAUUCAUUUGAUUGGUGGAACUGAUGCUGAGGGUCAGACGUCUGAUGAAAUGAUUCAUUUGAUUGGUGAAUCUGAUGUGGAUGACUUGACAUCUGAUGUAACAGUGCAUGUGAGUGAUGAUUCCUAUAGUUGGACCGUGGACAAUUGUAGUCACAAUACUCCUGAUACCAAACUAUCAACUGACAAUAAAACUAGUUGUUGUGAAGUAUGCUCAAAGUUGAAAUCAAACAUUGCCAAAUGUACUGAAUCAUUAAAUGGCAAAAGAAACAAUGCUAAGAUGUCUGCAGUAAGCAGAUUUUCAUAUUACACUUCUAAACCUAAUAAACAUUCACAAAACUCUCAAACCAGUGAAAGUUCAAAAAAUACUCAAUUCAGUGGAAUUUCCCUAAAUUCUGAAACAAGUGAAAUUUCGCAAAUCUCUCAUAUCAAUGGGUUUUCACAAAACAUUCUGAGCAGUGAUUUAUCUUGUUUUGCUGACUCUGGAAAUCCUCAAGAGUUGACACAAAGUGUCAUCCUAGAAUCAAAAUGUAAAGCUGUACCCCCGAGUACGAUACCAGGGUCUCCUUCAGACUUGGAAAAUGGUACAGAGGAAAGAGUUGAGAUGAACUUGAUUGAUGAUGACACUGGGAUAACAUACUCGGUUAAUGAAAAUGUGAAAUCAGUGCCAAUUUCUGAAACCAUUCCAGCUUCAGGAGAAGAAAGUGUGCUUCCUUACUCAGAUGACAAUUUGUCGGUGUUUGAAGGUGCUACAUGUACACGGAAUGAAGGAGUUGUGUUUAGGACGUCAUCACAUGGAGAUGGUAUGACAUUUGAUGAAGCUGUCCCCCAACAGGUGGAACCCAACAAAACCAAAUGCGAUGACGUCAUGAUUUCAGAUGAGACUGGUGUACCACUAGUUAUGUCAUGUGUCAAACAAGACACAUGUUCAGAGCUUACAACUUCAGACUCUGGUGCUUGUGCUGAUGUGCAAUACUCAAACCGUGAUAAAUCUUCGUUGUCAGGAUCUGGGGAAUGUGAUAUAAAAUCCAAUCCUUCCGUGUUACAGCGUCAUUGUCAAACAGAGGAAGUGUGUGGCAGAAACCCGUUUGAGCCAGGAGCUUUCUUUGAUUUACAAGAACAGAGUGAGACUGGUGAUGUUCUCAAUGUCAGUGAUUCAGCCUCUACAGAAAAAGCCACAGUGAUGACAAAUAGUUCUAGUGAUUUGAAUGAUCAGGAUGUUCCGAAAGCUUGUUUAUCAGAUAAACCCAAUAGAGGAUGCAAGAGUUUGGAUGAUCAAGGUGAACUAGAGCAUUUUAGUGAGGCAGAUGAAAACAGUGAAGUUAGUCAAUCUCAAAAUACAAGUGGAUAUUUAGAUGAAUCUGGAGAAUAUUGCCACUCACCAGCAAAUCCUCCAGAUCAUGAGCCAAAAUCCACAAACAGCCAUAAAAAUAGUGAAAAUGGUGAGAUUGAAAAUAGAACUGAACCGCAUGUGAAUUUUCAGUUCUAUAAACCAGAUCUGUUAUCCAUUUAUUUCAAAAAAAUUGAAUUUGAAAACACUUACAAAUACAAUGGACUUAAAUGUUUGAAAAUGUUCUCAACAGAAAAUAAAAACCUUCAAAAAAUCAAAAUCUCUUGGAAGGAUAAUUUAAAAAGUUCAAUGCUGGAAGAGUUAGCUCCCCUGUGGCCAAAUAUUACCUACAUCUCGCUAAGUGACUGUGAGAGUUUGACAUCCCAGUCCCUGGUUACCCUGGCAACCAACUGUAAACAGAUCCAGACGAUCACAUUACAAGGUGUGACGUUCAUACAAGACUUUGCCAUGAUUCCUUUUAUCACCAAUGGCUGUCUUGAGUGUCUGAACCUGGCCGAGUGUCGCAUCACGGACCACACUCUGGUUAUAAUGGCUAGAAACAAGAUGGACAAGAUGAAGGAGUUAGACCUGUCGUGGUGUGAUGACACCAGUAGUGUAGGCCUAGAUCAGCUGUUUGGGAAAUGUUCCGACACCUUACGCAAACUCAGCAUUAGACAGCUCGCAGCCAACGACAACACCCUUUCACUGAUCGCCAGUAACUUCAGCUACCUGACCAGCCUGAAUAUGUCCAGCAUUGAUGGGAUCAGUGAUGAUGCUGUUGUGAACCUGGUGGAGAACAUCCGUACCCUGGAGCAUGUCGAUUUCAGCUGGAAUCUAGGAGUGUCCAACAGGAGUAUAUCAGCCCUGCUGAAGAAUUGCCAGCGAUUACAGAGGGCAGAUUUAGCCGGUCUGAAGACUAUCACCUCAGAGCCCUUCCUUCCUCUUAUAUCGGAUUUGAGACAAUGGCGACGAUGUCAGGCAUUGCUGCGACUGAAACUUCACGAGAGGUCGGCUGCAGCUGCUGCUGCUGAUGUGGGGUCCUCCAGUGAUGAGGAGUAUGCUGAUAUCUUCCUGCCGCACCGGUCGACUGUGUAUGCGACAGACCUUAACUACCUGAACCUUGAGUUCUGUGACCAGGUCAGCGACAACCACCUUGCUGAGAUCAGCAUUGUUUCUCGACGUGAGUCCCUAACAAUCUACAACUACUACGGCGAACUGGUCAAACCAGAGCUGUUUGUAGGUCAGGGACGACAGUGGUACAGUAACUACAUUCCAGCCACGGACGAGUGAUUUCUGACAUUUAAACAGGAGUUGCUUGUUCAAUUUUGCCUUUUUGUUCUGUAUUGUUUUACAGCCCAUCGACAAUUGCUCAUAACAAAUUGUUUAAAGCCAAACAACACUGUAAAAAAAGACACUCACAUGAAUGAAUACAUCAGACUAAAACUAAAUAAUUAUAUUUAACUCAUUCACCCCUGAAGACACAUUUGAACUCUUCCAACUCAAAGGUUGGAAUUGUUCAUUAUGAAAUUUCAGGGAAUUAAAAGUGUCAAAGAUGUAAAAAAACCAACACACAAAUUAGUUGUAAUAUAGGUCACAUGUUAUAAAGUACUUACAUGUGUCUUUUCAAUUUCAUUAUAUAAAGUAGGGUCUUCAUAUUCCGCCAUUUUGUACAUUUAACAGAGCUUUAAGCUGUUUGAUGAGAAGAAAAAUCCAGCUGCUAUAAAUCAGAAAUAUUAUUUUACUCAUUGCUAUGUUAGUAAAUAUAUCAAAUGAUAACCUCACUUUGGAAAUACAGUUAAUAUUAUUAUUAUUAAAUGCUUUAACGGCCCAACAACACAGGAUAGGUCAUUAGGGGCAACAAAU